Molecule: messenger RNA, 2841 nt
Organism: Choloepus didactylus (southern two-toed sloth)
Lineage: Eukaryota; Metazoa; Chordata; Mammalia; Pilosa; Megalonychidae
Gene: TTC19
Product: tetratricopeptide repeat domain 19
Exons: 10
Coding region: 133-1254 (373 amino acids)
Biological process (GO): mitochondrial respiratory chain complex III assembly
Cellular component (GO): mitochondrial inner membrane
Molecular function (GO): protein binding
Source: RefSeq, a predicted model, not a curated record
CUGCGCGUGCGACGGCCAUGACGACGCGCCCUGACGUCACGGCGCGACCGACCUGAAAAGCGCCGGGCGCAGGGGGGCGCGGCGUCCGGGGACCCAGUGGCGGCCGCAGUGCGCGGAGGACCGGGCGGGAGCAUGUACCGGCUGCUGCGCCCGGGCCUGGGCCGGGGCCGGGGCCUCCUGCGGGCCGCGGGGCGGCGGGGCCGGGGCUGCUCUGCGCUCGUGUUCCUGGUGCCCGCCGGCGGCCCGCGGCCCGCGGUGGAGGCGCCGCCUCCCGGAGUCGCCCCCCGCGGCCCGGGCCGGGGCCUGCUGCCGCUGCUGGCAGCCCUCGCCUGGUUCUCGAGUCCCCCUGCGGAGAAGGAGCCGCAGCCGCAGGGCGCGGGCGGGGCCGCCGAGCCGGACGCGGCGGACGAGGCGGAGGCCGAGAUCAUCCAGCUGCUGAAGCGAGCCAAGUUGAGCAUCAUGAAAGAUGAGCCUGAAGAGGCUGAGCGGAUUUUGCAUGACGCUCUCCGUCUUGCCUAUCAGAACGACAACAAGGCGGCCAUCACCUACACCUACGACUUGAUGGCCAACUUAGCAUUUAUACAAGGUCAGCUUGAAAAUGCAGAAAAGCUUUUUAAAGCAACGAUGAGUUACCUGCUUGGAGGGGGCAUGAAGCAGGAAGACAACGCAAUCAUUGAAAUCUCCCUGAAGCUGGCCAGCAUCUAUGCUGCUCAGAACAGACAGGAAUUUGCUCUUGCUGGCUAUGAAUUCUGCAUUUCAACUCUAGAGGAAAAAGUUGAAAGAGAAAAGGAAUUAGCAGAAGACGUUAUGUCAGUGGAAGAGAAGGCCAACACCCGCCUCCUCCUGGGCAUGUGCUUGGAUGCCUGUGCCCGCUACCUUCUGGUCUCCAAGCAGCCGGCACAGGCACAGAAGAUGUAUGAAAAAGCUUUACAGAUUUCUGCAGAAAUACAAGGAGAAAGACACCCCCAGACCAUCGUGCUCAUGAGUGACCUGGCCACAAGCCUGGAUGCCCAGGGCCUCCCAGAUGAGGCCUAUGCUUAUGUGCAGAGGGCAUCGGACCUGGCGAGACAGACACAACACCCCGAGCUGCACGUGGUGCUCAGCAACCUGGCUGCAAUUCUGAUGCACAGAGAACGAUAUGCACAAGCAAGAGAGAUCUUCCAGGAAGCACUGAGGCAAGCAAAGCUGAAAAGAGACGAGGUUUCUAUACAACAUAUCAGGGAAGAGUUGGCUGAGCUGUCAAAAAAAAAGUAGACCUUUGAUUUAAUUUUAUUACGCUCUGAAUGCGUUUUCUAAGAAGAGUAAUUUCCAGUAACCCAGAGGAACAGCUAUUAUGCCAUCUUCAGUGGCACCCAAAUCAAUGGCUUAAAGUCCUCUGUUCAUGAUAGUGAAGUUUCUUCAACUCAUCCUUGGUGGAGGACAAUUUGUAUAGACUCUACCAGUUUUCUUUUUAAGGAAAAACAACUUCCACCCUCUGACCCUCAGCUGCUUUUGGCCUGAUGAUGGAUGUGAAGCGAGGCUUUCUUUCAGUGGUUCCAUUGCUGCGUGCAGUCCCCGGGGUUCUAGCUGUUCCUGGAUUCAGAUGGGCCCAUCCUCGGGCAGCGCGGGGGUGCUCCAGCCCGGCCGCUCAGCACCGAGGUUUUGGCCCAUUGACUUGCCACCCUCCCUUCUCUUACUUUAUCAGUAUCUGGUGACCGGAGCUCCCUGUCUCCUGGCAAAGGGGGAUUAUGGUGAGUUUUUCUUAUAAUCUAGUUAUUUCAUUCAUGAAUCCCACUGGGAUUUUAAUGCAUAAAAGACGAAAAGUGGUCUCUUGAGUUUGCUUCCAGAAUGAAGUCUUAAAGUGAGAAUUAGGCCCUUGGAAGUAUAGUGUCACAUGAUUAUUUUAAAAAGUAAACUAUGUUUUUAUAUGUGUCUGGUUUUAAACUAUAAAAAAGGGCAGGAAAAGAUUGAUUUACUCUCUGCCUCUUGGGUGCCGUCUGAGCAGUUCAGCUUCCUUGGUGUCGAGGCCACGGAGCAGCGUCCCCUGGGAGCUCCUUAGAGACACACGUGCCCUUAAAGACCUCGGGGCAGCCCUGCAGGGGUCGUGUUGACAAGCUCGCAGCUCACUGCUGUGUCACCAGGUAGUGGGUGUGUGGGGGGGACACUGACUGGGAUUCUGGCCUUGGCCUUUUGGUUUUGGGUCUCAGUGUCCUCAUCUGUAAGGUGGAGGAUGCUUGAGGUUCGCUCUCAACCACGGAAGAAGUUGGUUUUGGUUGUACGAUUUUAACUGAGUAGACUGCUGUUGGAAUAGCUUUAGCACAGUGUCUCAAACAUAUGAACAUAAGACAUGCUGGCCUCAGCAGUCUUGCAAAUAGCCAUUUGCCUGGGGGAAAAGUAGUUUUUCCAGAGACGACUAAGGAGCGCUGCUGUGGCUGGUGCUACCUGUGGGCUGGGGGUGCUGGACGGAGAAACUGAUAUUUUGAGUUCUGCACAUAGUGGAAGAAUCCUUUCAUAAUAAACUAGAGACCGUAAACUACUGUAUGCAUUCAGUCAUCUGUGAGUUUCUAGUGAAAAUUAACUCAUUAAAAACUUAAUAAAGUACUAGAAACCCAAAGGUCCAAAUCCUUAGGCAUUAGACUAAAACUAGUACUUUGAAGAUGUAAAUUUCUUUCCACUUUCUAAACUCAUAGCUAUUAUUUACCUACCCACUAAUUCUAUUAAUCAGGUCUAACUCAGAAAGAUGCAUUUUAAUAUCAAUCAGGUUGAGUUUCAGUGUAACUUAGUCUUAAAUUAUUGGAGAUUUUUAAAAUUAACAUCAAUCACUUACCUGUAUUGAGAAUAAAUUUUUACUUUUUCACAGUG